Messenger RNA from Scleropages formosus (Asian bonytongue), 954 nucleotides. Its product is annotated as transmembrane protein 121-like. The coding region runs from base 1 to 954 and encodes 317 amino acids. Lineage: Eukaryota; Metazoa; Chordata; Actinopteri; Osteoglossiformes; Osteoglossidae. The transcript has a single exon. The record is from RefSeq and is a predicted model, not a curated record.
AUGGUGCGGCCACCACCACCUACCAACAAGCCCCACGUGUGCCUGUCCACUAUCCUCAUUAUGAGCAGCAUGGCACUGAUGGAUGCCUACCUGGUGGAGCAAAACCAGGGUCCUCGCAAGAUUGGCAUUUGCAUUAUGGUGAUGGUGGGUGAUAUCUGCUUCCUCAUCAUCCUUCGCUACGUUGCUGUGUGGGUGGGUGCCGAAGUCCGCACGGCCAAGCGUGGCUAUGCUAUGAUCCUAUGGUUCCUCUACAUCUUCGUACUGGAGAUCAAGGUAUACUUCAUCUACCAAAACUACAAGGCUGACCGCAGGAGCCUGGACUCCAUCUCUCGCAAGGCCCUGACUCUGCUGUUGUCCAUUACUGUGCCUGUGCUCUACAUGAUCCUGGUGGGCAUCGAUCAUAUGGAAUAUGUGCGUGCAUUCAAGAAGAAGGAGGAAAUCCGCAACCGGCUCUUCUGGGUGGUGGUGGACCUCCUGGAUAUCUUGGACAUACAAGCCAACCUGUGGGAGCCCCAAAAGAAAGGGCUCCCCCUUUGGGCGGAGGGCCUGAUGUUUUUCUACUGCUACAUCCUCUUACUAGUCCUGCCCUGUGUGUCACUGAGUGAGAUCAGCAUGCAAGGCAUCAACAUUGUGCCCCAUAAGAUGAUGCUCUAUCCCAUCCUCAGCCUGGUCACCAUCAACAUCAUCACGCUUUUUAUCAGAGGCGGCAACCUGAUCUUCUACAAGGACAUGAGGGUUUCUGGAAUUCUGAUGGGAAAGAACCUCAUAGCCAUCAUUCUAAAAACCUGCAGUUUUGUGCAGUACAGGGCACAGUUGCAAAAUGUGCCCCCCACCCUAGGCAUAGAGCUCCAAAAGAAUGCCACCCCGCAGGCUCCUCCAAUGCUUACGCCACCCCAGGUUGUGAUUCAGGACAUGACAACCUUGCCAGAGGUGACUACCUGUGAACACACAUGA